CGGGGCUCGGGGUGCCCAGGGUGGGGAGGCGUGGGAAGCGACAGCCAGCCAGCUAGACAGCAGAGCAUUGCAAAGCAACCCCCACCCCACUUCGGCGAGCUGCCGGACGAACGUCGGCGCACACGUACGACAAAGUUAGUGUGCACCCCCCAGUUCAUGGAACGAUACUCUUAGUGACAUGCCCGAAGUCAAGCCCAUGUUCCGAGAAGUCCUUCCCAAACAAGGGCAGCUCUCCAUGGAGGAUGUGCCCACUAUGGUCCUCUGCAAGCCUAAACUUCUGCCGCUGAAGUCCGUCACCCUGGAGAAACUGGAGAAGAUGCAGCAGGAGGCACAAGGAAUCAUUCGGCAGCAGGAGGCAGCACUGAAAGAGCGGAGACAACAGGAGCAAGCGCAGUCUCAGUAGGGACUGGGGGUGUAAUGACAACAUCUGCCCUUUAGGGGCGCUGUAUCGUCACAACCUAAUAAUAUCCUAACAUAUCACAGUAGCUAGGGUAAACUUCCCCAGUGUACCCACUGAAUACAUACUAGCAUAGAAUAGUAAGUAUGGUGUAGCGCUAACAAACGCUUUGUGUGCUUCUGGUUGAUUGUAAGUGCUAAGAGGGCGUUCACCCAUUUCUCCCUAGAGCUCCUACAUACACGAUUGUCAUGGUAACAAGUUAAUCCCUCAAAGUAGUUCACUGGACUUUCAUGCAGUCUGUUUAGUUUAUACUUGAAUAGACUACUGCACACAAUGACCAAGAUGGGUAGACAACAUCUUUCAAUUUCAAAUAUUUAAUUUUUACUUUCAAUAUUUAAUCUCAAUUUACCUUUGGGGCAAGUCGUAUGGGUAGCAUGUUUCAUAAGAGUGGAGAAAUUUAGGUUUUUUUUUUUUUGAGAAUCAUCAGUGUCCUUUAAAAAUUGUGCAAAACUAGACGAAGCGGAACUUUCCACGGUCUGACCUAGUGCAGGAAUGCAUGCUUGCUAUCCUCCUUGCCACAUUAGCUGCCUGUAAUGCAGAAUGCAAAUUGGUUGGGUUCCUUUGGGUAGUUGCUAUGCCUCAUUUAGCUCUACAGUGACACCUACUGUCAGCCAGGGCAGCUACACUGUUGUGGGUUGCACAGGUUGCCUUAAAGUACACAGUGAUUCUAGUGGAAACAGUGUGAGCUCACCAUACACUGAGAGGAGAGACCUUUGAGAGAUGAUGUAAAAUAUGGGAGGAGUGCAUUACACCAAGAUCAGGAUUUACUGCUGCCCAGGGACCCGUACAGAGACGUAAGCUUCUCAUUUGCAGCAGAAACAGGAACUUCCAUAUUGAAACCAUCAGUAAUCACGAGAGUGACUGAAAAGAUUUUUUUUUUUUCUUUGCAGUUUAUUGUAAACAUGAACAGCGAGCAAGACUGGGCACAUUUCACUUACCAGUGUUCUUAAAUAUAAAAAUAAACAUUCUAGACACCA
This is a messenger RNA of Brienomyrus brachyistius, 1434 nucleotides long. RefSeq names its product BBSome interacting protein 1 (gene bbip1). The transcript has 3 exons. Bases 179 to 403 code for a protein of 74 amino acids. Gene Ontology annotation, cellular component: BBSome. Gene Ontology annotation, biological process: cilium assembly; receptor localization to non-motile cilium. The record is from RefSeq and is a predicted model, not a curated record. NCBI's taxonomy places the organism in Eukaryota, Metazoa, Chordata, Actinopteri, Osteoglossiformes, Mormyridae.